CGGAUCGUACCAUUUAUAACUAAUGUAAACACGUGCUGUGUUAUUCGAAGUAGACGCACAACGCGGUUUCUCCGCGAGAAAAAUUAACAGGAAAUCGCAAGUACGACGCAUUCGAUAUGACUGAAUAAUGGCAUGAUAAUAAAAAGAAGGAUUUACGGAUUUUGAACGAUCUUAUUAUGCUCGUAUGCUGAAACUCGUCACGUUCGUAUGGGGUCGUUUCUGCGGUUCGGACGCUAAAAUUUACUCCGAUGCUCCUAAAAUUAUACGCUAUUACAAAUUGAUUCGACUGAAAACAUUUGGCAUAUGUCACUUGAAUAAAAUGAGACGAGCAUGAUAGUGUGAUACAAGAGAGUUGUAUUUUUGGUAAUACUAUCGCGAGUUCGACGAAUGAUGAAUGACGACUGAUUUAUCACAUAUAUUGAUAUUACAUAUUUAUCUACUACACGUGUGAAGAUAUAUAUUUAAAAUAGAUAUAAAAAUAAUAUACAUAUAUACAGAGAAGCAAGAAAUCUUUACAGAAAUGGAAGCACCUUGGUUUCCUCGUGUAAUUGCUCAUCACCCAUAUAUUAUUUUACUGGUCGUUUUUACAUUUUCUUCGAUAUGCCUAAUUAUUCCGCUUACAACCAAAAGGUUUCCAGAUUUUUCGGACCCACAAAUGGGUUUUGAGGCAAGAGGCACAGUUUUAGCGCAAAGAUUGACAGCUUGGAAACAUUUAAUAGAAGCUUCGAAACCAAGGGGCGACCUUACGGAUAAUCCUUUAGAAUAUCAACAAUAUAUACGUGAAUCAACUCAACAGUCUAAUGCAAAUAUGAAAAAUCAUAGCUUGCCUACUCAGGGUAUUCUUAGAAAAAAGCCAAAAGAUAAAAAUAAACGAAAGGGAAAGAAACAUAAGAAAGUGUUAAAUAACACAGACUACAUAGAAUCGAGUAACGAGGAGAAAGAUACAUGGAAAGAAUUACUAGAAUUAAAAGAUAGGCAUAACACAGAUAUAGAGGAUGAAAAGACUCAAGAGAAAGAUCAUCUAGAUAGUGAUAAUUUUUUCUGCAAUUUACCAAGUUCUGCGUACGCUCGUGUUGUGAUCACUGUAGAAUCAGAAAAUAAAAAUUUAAAUUUAUGGUCGAUGGAUGGUAUAUUAGCUCAAUGUCAUAUUGAUGGCGUACUUCGUGGAAAUGUUCACUUUCCAUCUUUGUGUCAGACGAAAAUCGAGCGCAACGGUGUGGAAAGUCACAAAUGUUGUAGAAGUUGGUCGCCAGCUAACUAUGUGGCACUUUUAUCAAAUCGCAGUUCUUGCUUGGGAGUAACGGAGAACGAUCUGAGCAGAGUGAAGACACUUUUGCAAAAAUGCGCUAAAUAUUAUCAUGACCGUCAGUUGUUGCCUAACUGUGCAGAAGACUUUAAUUGCCAAAAACACGUGCCAGUCGAAUGCUAUAUGAGAAAUGCAGUUUACCAUCUGCUACACUAUCUUUUGGAUGUUAAUUUUAUUCCGAGCUCUGAUAAGGAAAAGACAGAUCUCAACAGCAAACGAAAUUCGACAUUGCACUCUGCCAUGUUAUUUCUUCCAAUUGCGGCAAGCUCUGCGACUUUAGAUUUUUACAAAGAAAUAGACAAUGAUGAUUUAGUGUAUGGAAACUUCCGUGUUCAAGGCAUGCAACUUGGCCUAAAAAGUAUACUGUUUGAUCGAUUGUUAUUGUCUGAUUCGAGUUUGGUACUCGGCGGUUUUAUCUUCGUUACCCUGUGCAUUUGGGCAUAUACUGGUUCUAUAGUGGUGACUACAGCGACAAUUUUUGCUGUGGUUUUUAGUCUUGGUAUUUCAUAUGCAAUGUAUAUUCUUGUCUUGGAUAUUGAGUUCUUUCCUUUUAUGAAUGUACUGGCCAUUGUCGUAGCUGUAGGCAUUGGAGCAGAUGACGCAUUUAUUUAUUGCAAAAUUUGGGAAUCUAAAAAACAGAAGAAACUUUCUAAUGGCGGAUUAGUACGUAUGGUACAGGAAACAAUGAAACAUGCUUUUCCAUCUAUGUUUGUUACAUCGCUUACCACAGCAGUAGCUUUUUUCGCAUCAAUUGUUAGUAACGUGACUGCUAUCAAUUGUUUCAGUUUGUUUUCAGGAAUGACAGUUAUCGCUAAUUUCUUCUUGAUGGUCACAUGGUUACCUGCGUGCGUGGUCGUAUCGGAGCAUUGUAAAUUAUCUACUUUAUCACCUGUCAAUUUUAUUACCAGAAAAAUUAUUCGUCCCGUACGAUCUUUGGGAGAUAAAGUAACCGUAGGAUUCACCACCUUUCUUACUGGAUUAGUGCUUCGUUUACGAUGGUUUUGGUUACUCAGUUUGGGGAUUAUAGCAAUAGCGUGUGCCAGUGUCGUCUUCCAUUAUCCAGGUUUACAACUGCCAGAUUAUAUGGAUUUUCAAUUAUUCCAUGAUGAACAUCCAUUCGAACGAUAUGAUCUAGUAUACUCGCGGAGAUUCUGGUUUGAACGAUAUGAAAUGGUUGGUGGAGAUGGUGAACUUCUACCAUUGAGAUUUGUAUUUGGCAUAAAACCAGUUGAUAAUGGUGAUUAUCUUAACCCAACUAAAAGGGGGAUACUAGAUUGGGAUGAAACUUUUGAUAUUUCUAGUCCAAUGUCUCAACGAUGGCUUGAACAAUUUUGCCAAAAUUUACGGAGGCAACCUUUUUAUCACCAUACCAUAGGACCUAUGUUAUCUAACUGCUUCAUCGAACCAUUACGUAAUUGGAUGAAAAGGCGUUGUAAGGAUCCUGUCGAUUCUCACAUUGACUAUGCUCCAUGUUGUGAGAGCAGUAAAUUUCCAUACGCACCUGAUGUUUUGGAACAAUGUGCAGCUGAAGCUAGCGUGAGAUUACAUCGUACGCCUUAUUUGUGGAUUCAGGAUAAUCCACCUUAUGCAGGUCCAAAAUUUGUUAAAGAACCUUUGUUUGCGCAAGCACCAAAUGAUACGCUUGCGAUUAAAGCAAGGCCUAAAAUUAAAGCCCUUGUUGUCGAAUACGAUAGCACAUAUGCAUAUAGUCUCUCAUUUGGAAAUAUGGAUAAAUUUUUUCAAGAGGUUGAAAGUUGGAUGCAGAAUCAAUUACGAACUGCACCUAAAGGAAUGAGAGGUGGAUGGUUUAUCAGCCAUCUAGAAUUUUAUGAGCUUCAACGUACGUUGUAUCAAGGAACAAUAUGGGCAAUAGGACUGUCGCUAACUUUGGCUCUGAUAGUUUUAGCGCUAGUGACGUUAAAUCCUCUUAUCAGCCUGUAUGCAAUUAUAGCUAUUGGUGCUGUUAUAAUCGUUACCGUUGCAGUAUUAAUUCUUCUUGGAUGGACACUCAAUAUUCUAGAAAGUGUUGCAAUAUCUACAACAAUUGGUCUUGCUGUAGACUUCAGCUUACAUUACGCUGUGAGUUAUAAAGCAUGUACCUCUGAAAAGAAAAUAGACCGAGUAAAAACUGCACUGCAGCAGAUGGGUGGACCUACACUUAUGGCAGCAAUUACUAGUGGAGCUGCAGGCGCUCUAAUGUUACCUUCUCAUGUAUUAGCAUAUAUACAAAUCGGUAUCUUUUUAUUACUCGUGAUGACCAUUAGUUGGAUAUAUGCGACCUUAUUUUUAUGCUCGAUGUUAGCAAUUAUAGGACCAUCUUCAGGCUUUGCUCAAUUUGAAUAUCCCAGAGCUGAUCAUAAAUCUCUUGGAGGACUUGGAAUGAGCCGCUGGUUGGAAGCACUUUGGGAACCAAGUGCUGGUUUAUUUUGUCUGCCUGGUGGACUUGAUAUGCUGGAUAUAAGCGGUGAUGGAGAUGCUAGACUUAUUUGUGCUGAUCUAGGACCAGUUGGAAGCGAUUCAACAAAGAUACGAGUUUAUAAAGGAGGUGAUCAGAUAACUGAGCAUAACAUGGUAGAACCACCCUGUGGAGUAGUCGGGUUUUAUACGGAAAAUGGAGAACCUCGAUCAUCUGUGGUUGCUGUAGGAGCUGGGGCUAGCGUAUAUAUUUUCAAAAAUAUGAGACCUUUUUUCAAAUAUUGUCUACCACACAUUGAUGCCCAUCCAAAAGAACGAGAAAUUUGGCACAAAUGUGGGCUAGAUGAGGAAUUAAACGUGCUGACUCUCGCGGAUGAUUUGGAGCUGUUACUGAAAGAACUUGGCGCAACAUUUCUCUCUCCUCGUACUUUGAAGUUUCUUUCUUUGGAUAAUAAUUUACGAUUGAGUUUCGCAGAGCAGUAUAGACGGGUGCCGCUUGUCAAAGCUAAUGCUUUAACGGCAAUCGCGAUAAUUCGCAGGGACUUGUGGAACGAUCCCGCUAGUAGUUGUCUUAUAUUAGGGACCGAGGCUGGCGAAGUUCUCGUCUUAGAUCCCAGAGCUUUUUCAGUUAUGGAUAAACAUAAGCUGGAGUGGCCACCAACAGCAUUUGCCAGUUGCGGCUUAUGGACGGGUGACGGUCGCAUAAUAGUUAUUGGAAGAGAUGGAAAAAUAGGAGCAAUUAGGAGGGGAAGUCCUGUGAAACUUUGGGAAACAUUGGCCGCGCCCGCGGUAGCUAUUUCCGCUCUCACGUCCGAAGGAGCGGCAGUAGCUGUUAUGGAUGGUACUUUAGUAGGAUUUUCAAAAAGAGGAAUAAAAUUGUGGCAGAUCAAUAUUCCUGGUAUAAUAUUAGAUCUAGUUAGCUUACCAGUACCGCAAAAUGGGCUGUCUUUGUUAGCUGUAAGCACAGUGGGCUAUGGAAUCCGCAUUUAUGAUGGAAAACAUCACGUGGAUACAGUGAAAAUUAUGGAGCCUGUAUCUGCUCUUAAGUACGGACGUAUGGGACAAGAGGAACGGACAAUAGCUAUGGUCACUGUUGGCGGUGGUUUAUGCAUGAAAAUCCUGAAGCGCACUGCUGACUUUAAUACGAACAAUUCAGUGUCGAAUUUGUCGUCGAAUAACACGUCAAAGUUCUCGAUACCGAAGAAAACACGAUUGUUUGUCGAUCAAACGAUAAGGGAGAGAGCCGAGGCAAAGAAAAUUCAUAAUACAUUUCAGCAAGGCUUUCUCCGCUUACGCUUAACAACGGCCAAACAAGCGUCCGAACAUUUAAACGAAAAUCAAACAUCAGGACCAAAUCCUAUCACGUUGGAGACAAAUGUUCUCGGCUUGGGUCCCAAUUACAUGAUUCGUAUUAUAGUGACAAAUAUUUCUGAAGGUUUGUCCCCAGCGGAAUUAUAUAUUCUCUGCAGAGCCGAGGACACUGAUGUAAAUCCUCGUGUGAUAGAUUUACCCUUGCUACCGAGUGCUGUACCUAUACCACUAGCUGUUAGCGCAAACUUAAAGGGUCAAAUAUCAGGGAAAGUUAAAAUAUUACUCUGCAAGAAAGCAAAUCCAAAACCUUUGGUUGCGACGACCGUAAUAUUGCCAGCUGCCGAGGAAGAUUUUGAAAUCUGAAGAUCACACGUAUUCGAAUUGUGAUUGAGAGUUGAACCAAGUACAAAAUAAAACAAAUCAUAUUUUAUUUGAUUUAAAAUGAAUUUUCUUUUAUAGAUGUCAAAUAAAUCGAAUAUUAUUGUCUCGUAGAUAUAUGUAUCUAUAAAACGUAGUAGAGUUAUAAUAUAAAUUUUUUUUACACUA
Molecule: messenger RNA, 5578 nt
Organism: Temnothorax curvispinosus
Lineage: Eukaryota; Metazoa; Arthropoda; Insecta; Hymenoptera; Formicidae
Product: protein dispatched-like
Exons: 15
Coding region: 521-5395 (1624 amino acids)
Source: RefSeq, a predicted model, not a curated record